Molecule: messenger RNA, 412 nt
Organism: Geodia barretti
Lineage: Eukaryota; Metazoa; Porifera; Demospongiae; Tetractinellida; Geodiidae
Source: the annotation of a GenBank genome assembly
AUAAUAAUACGUACGUACGUACGUGUCCCAUUGAGCCCCGCCCCCCUAUGCGCGUUUGGAUCGGACCAGCCCCACCCCAUUCUAGAGACCUUCUGCUCUCGUCCACAGACCGGAAAGAAUGGCAACUGCAGGUACUACACCAGACUUCCUAGACAAACGAUUGCUGCAAGAUGAUGUUCCAGAGAUAGUUGCAAACAUACUGGAUGCCCAAACUAAAUCAGAGCUGUUAGGUCGUGUACUCAAGUUGUCACCAUCCAGGGUGUCUGGAAUUCUUAUGCAGUACAAGGAUCCAGAAGAGUGCCUGUUUCAUGUCAUUGAUGAGUUUGUGAAACAAGUGGACCCCAGACCUACUUGGAGAGUCAUUUUAACCGCCCUGAGGCACCCCACUAUUCGACUAACUGGUUUGGCAGAU